GGAAGUGUAACGUCCGUAAGUGCCUAACUAGAACAACCCAUUCAAUUACCUAAAGGUUACGACCCGCAUCGAUUGCCACUAUUUAUCGAAUUGACUUUUCUAUCUACGAUCAAAGUUUAAGACAGUGCCAGGAAGUUCAACAUUAAAAGAAGUGAGGUCGGAGCACCUUCAGUGCGAGAAUGAAAUGAAAAUAGCAAAAACGAAGUCGCGAAGUUCCGCUAAAUAUAGCUGGGCGGGCGGUGCGCGGCGCAGUCGCAGCUAGCCGCCAGUGCCCGCGACCGACCUCGCUUUGUUCACAAUAACUGCGCGAUCUCUGUUGUUUAUCCACUUAGUCCAGCAUAUUAAACUUCGGCUCCUCUUGCUCACACAAUCUAUGUAACCGACUCAUUUCACCCGUGCCUAGCUAAAUAGGUGCGUAUUUUUUUCAAAAGUCAGUUUCAGUGAUUACGUCUUACGUACGAUAAAAGGCUGAAAUGAGGUUAAUAUGCUCCAGUUUACAGUAGGCGCAGAACUUGUUACUUCGAUUCAAUUUGCAAGCACAUACCUACAUCCAGAUUGCUGACCCUUCAAAUGCCUAUGUGAAUCAGAUGAAUAAAUAAAUGAGCAGAAAGGACGCGACCUCUUAUAAUUGGGGUGAUGAACAACAACGUAGAGUUAGAGGGCCGCCCUCGUCCAUUGUCUACAGGCCUUUGGACUUUAUUUUCUUGGCUACGUCGUGACGACCGAUCGGUUUCCAGCGAAAGCCUCUCCAGUGCUGGCUCUGACAGGACAGUAGCGAGCUUCGCAUUCCUCACACCAGCACGUUAUCAACCUGCAAAGGGACCACUUAUAGUGCCCCCACCAGGUCCUCCAACAGACUCCUACAAAAAAAGAGUACACGAUAGAAAUUUGCGACGUCACCACGAUCGUGAUAUAACUCUUCACCGCAAAUACGGUUUAUAUAAGAGUGAAGGAACUUGUGGCUACGACGCUUUUAGUUUGCCGCCUGCACGAAGGGUCAGCGGUGAUUCCAAUCGAUGGGAUCGGGACCGAAGAGCUACAAGUGAGUGUUAUCAACGUCGUUUAGCACACGUUCCCGGUAAAAGGCGCGCGCCUUUGCCUCCUGUCAUUGCAUCUCCUACGGGCACGUCGUCUUUAUCACGUCGUUAUACUAGAAAACGACCUGCCCCUCAACCACCUCCCAGGAUUUUGGAAAAGAAGAAAGACGAUCCAAAAGAAGUCGGGGACAGCUCUCCUUGUCAAAUGAGUUCUCAAGCAAUUCAAGACAAAUCCAAAAUAAAGAACACUGACUCAACAAUGGGUUGUAAAUCUGAAAAGUAUAGCAAGAAAGAUGCAAGUACUAAAGAUCAUAAAGUUAAACCCGAAAAAAGUUUCUUGAAACAAAUGUUUGAUAGUAAAAAAAGAAAUUCAUACAUAGAUACUUCUGCUGUUAAAGUUCUUCCCAGUAUUAGUGAAUUAGAUAAACAAGCUGCUGAAUUAAUCGAAACAUGCAAAUUAAAAACUCCAGAGCAAAACAAUAAUGUCACGUUUAACAAGUUAGGUUCUCAAAGUUCUAAUCAAACUGAUACUUGGUUUUGUUUGCGUUGUUUACGAAAAUAUGACCCGACGGUAGUUACGUGCGCUUAUUGCGUGUCUAAAGGAAUACUUCAUGCUUCUGAAAUUGGGAAAAAUAACAAAGAACAAACGGCUCCAUCUUCCAGUAAUUACACGCAGACAGACAAAAACCUUGCACCUAACAAAAAUAAUGACGCUGAAGACAAACAAAAGCUUAAAGAAAUGUUGAAAGAAAUGAAAGAUUCGCUUCCCAAGCGACCAAAACAUGAGUUUAGUAAUAAAAAGCCGAAACCUGUUGCAACAAAAUCCUUAAACUAUUCUUCGGAAACUCCUACUCUUCGAGUCGGAUCCACAAUACAAGAUGAAGAAAAAAAGUCUGAAGCUUCUUCGUCGAAUAAUGAUUUAAAAACUGUACCAAACAUCAAUCAAAUGACCAAAGAACAUAAUUCUGUACAUACAUCUCCACAAUCAGCGUUAGUAGCGCAAGUGGUAUCGGCAUAUCAGAAAAAUGUGAAUAACCAUCUGAACCUGGGAAUAAAGCUUACAACUGAAAAUGGAAUUGUUGCACAAACAAAAACUGAUAACAUUCUUCAAAAACAAUCACAAGACAUGAAAAUUUUGCAUACCCCUUUAAAAAUAUCGUCGCUUUUGAAUCCAAUGUAUGUACCCAAGAAUAAUGAUUUGAGUAAACCGCAGUCGACAAAUAUGAAAAUAAAAGAUUCUAGUGUUGCAACUUCAUCUGCUCAUAUUGAACCUGGCCCUUCGACCUCACAGGCAACUGUAUCGCUCGUAACAACUGAAAACCAAGCUAAAAAAAGUGAUGAGAAAGGCACGAAAACAGGUCCUACGAUACAAAACGAUAAAUCUCGUAUGGUGCCCACAAGACCAAAAAAACUCAUAGAAGCAAAUGUACCUCGUCCAAUAGAGUCUUCACCAGGAAUAAGAGAAGGACCGUUAACGAAUGUUAUGAAUGCAAAUAAUAAUCAGCAUUCAAGACGAAGAGAUUUAAUUAACCAACUUGAAAAAUCGAUAGCACAAGGGGACGAAAAAGCUGCAGCAGAGGCAGCUGCAAAAUUAGCGCAACUAAGAUUAUCUUGUUCAGUACUGUCAUUUUCAUCUCAAAUAUUAUCUCAGGCAUCCUCAUUAUCAACAAAUAACGAAGAGAUCAAGGGAAUCAAAGAUGAGAAAAGUAAAGACAUGCCUACUUUAACUGAAACUGAUAAAAUACCAAUAAAAAAUGAAUUAACAGAGCCAAAAGUAGUAAAGCCAACAUCAAUACCAAAAGCGUCAGUCAGCAAUGAACGUAACUCAAGUGGCAUAUUACCGAAGGGGGGCACAGAACCUGUCAAAACAGAUAAAUCGAAGCAACCUGCUGUGCAGAAGAUAAAAGAUGACACAGAAUCGAUCAAAAAGGAUGUCAAAGAGGAAACUAACAAAAUCGACAAUUUAAUCACAAUAGCAGUACUGGUCGAAGAUCGGGAAGCAACGAGAGGGCCGGUACAUCUUCGUAUAAACAGACUCGCACAUAUGCGAGACCUGCGACGAGAAGCGGAGACCUCACUCGGUUUAGCAGCCAAUCUGCAAAGGUGGAUCGUUGGUCGUGUGCUGUGUGUUAACGAUGACACGUCCAUAGCAUCGCUCGCGGGCCCCGACUUCAGUGCCCCAUUUUAUUUAUGUGUAGUAGAAUCAGAAACGAAACAAGAGUCAAACGCUCAAAAAAACAAUGAAACGCCCAGAAACGGUGCUAGCGACAAUCAAGCAGAGACCCGCAAUGUGUAUACAGAACUUGUGCAACUAGAGCAACAAGCGCUUGUUCCUAAUGCAGAAAACUUUGAAUGUGGAGUUUGUAUGGUAGAGUACCCUCCGGGUCAAGGUGUAGUGUUGCGCGAAUGCGUACAUAUUUUCUGCAGAGAUUGUUUAUCCGAUGUAGUCCGUUAUUGUGAAGAACCAGAUGUCCCUUGCCCAGCUAUGGGUUGUCGAGGAAUGCUGCAAGAGAGAGAAAUUCGCGCUCUAGUACCGCCACAAGAUUACGAGCGCUGGCUGGCGCGAGGUUUAGCUGCGGCUGAAAGCGGAACUAGAAACGCCUUCCACUGUCGUACUCGUGAUUGUAAAGGAUGGGCCCUUUGCGAUCCAGGCGUCCAGCGAUUUCCUUGCCCCGUGUGCGAAUGCAUUAACUGUGUGCCCUGCCAGGCUAUUCACGAUGGGGAAACAUGUGAACAGCAUCGCGCUAACCUUAAGCAGGCCUCAAGUAAGAACACAGUUACAAACGAUACAGAUGAUGGAACACGUACAUUACUGAAUUCUUUAAUCAGGAAGGGGGAAGCUCUAGAGUGCCCUGAAUGUAGUGCUAUUAUCACGAAGAAAUGGGGAUGUGACUGGGUGAAGUGUUCUGCGUGUAAAACGGAGAUCUGUUGGGUGACCCGCGGGCGGCGCUGGGGGCCGGGUGGCAAAGGAGACACUAGUGCUGGUUGCCGCUGUGGAGUUGAUGGAAAACGUUGCCAUCCAUCUUGCGGAUAUUGUCAUUAGAACUUCUUAGUCGCUGGCUUCGUCAUGAUAUCUAAAUAUAAUGAAUUAAGUGAACAGAUUGUGAUUUGAGUAAUCUUAUUAUUGCUUUCAUUGUGUAUUUUGAUAGUCAUUGUAGACCAGGGUAGAUCCCUUUUGGAAAAAAAUAACUUAUAAAAAGACGAUACCCAUUGGACAGGGAAGAAAAUACGAGAAAACAUUUUACAGGCAAAUUGAGAUCAAGGCAUGGGAAGGGGCAGAUUAAGGAAAAACUAUUUAGGUACUAAGAUUCCUGGCAAAAUGAUAAGUUUAACAGAAAGAGUUAAAUGGAAAAGAUGUAGCAAAAAAAAGAGCUCCACAACUUGUUAACUUUAUUAUUUACUUAUUAAUAGACUUCUUAUAUUUUUUGUGAUAUUCUCUUUCUUUUGUAAUGGGUUUCAUCAUCAUACUAUAAAUUAAUGUUGUGUUUUGCAAUUUUCAAAGGCAAAGGCUGAGCUGGCCUAUAGUAUUAAUGUUAUACCCUUUGCAGAACAUGGGUACUAUCUCAGCUCCUAAUUAUACUGUAUAAUAGAGCAAUGUAUAAUUUAUACAUAUAAAAAAAAAAUAGAUAUGAUAGUGAAUAUCCGUGUAGAAAAACAAAGUAAUAUUUAUUUACCAUGUAGUUACUUUUUUUUAUGAAAAAUUCUAGCUAACCUGCAUUGCGUGAUUUCCUUUUUUCAGAGACUUCAAAACUAGAGGCGAAUCUCAAUUCAAAUAUUUUUAUUUCUUUGUUACAAACUAUUUUUUGAGAAAGCCUUGACCAAUUUGAAACAUACUUUUUUUAUAUGCAAGAAAGUAUCAAGUCAGGAUAUAAUGGUGGAAAUCCAGGGAAAAUUGUAGGCAUGCAUUUGGUAAAAACUUGACAUAAAUGUGUUUUUCAUCAUUUAUCAUGUUUUUAUGUACCUAUGUUUGAUGUCUGACCCCAUUUUCAUAAACAGGAUGAUUCUCAUUACCUUGUCCCUUCUAAAUAAAAUGAUAGCAUUUAUUAUUAUAAAAGAUUUCAUAAUAAAAAUACUGAAAUAAAGUA
This is a messenger RNA of Helicoverpa armigera (cotton bollworm), 5122 nucleotides long. Its product is annotated as mediator of DNA damage checkpoint protein 1. The record is from RefSeq and is a predicted model, not a curated record. Gene Ontology annotation, molecular function: ubiquitin-protein transferase activity; ubiquitin binding. Lineage: Eukaryota; Metazoa; Arthropoda; Insecta; Lepidoptera; Noctuidae. The coding region runs from base 637 to 4080 and encodes 1147 amino acids. Gene Ontology annotation, cellular component: ubiquitin ligase complex. The transcript is spliced from 6 exons. Gene Ontology annotation, biological process: protein linear polyubiquitination; proteasome-mediated ubiquitin-dependent protein catabolic process.